UCAACCCGCGGAGAGAGACUUUUCUUUCUUCUGUGACUUGAUGAUAUUUUGUUUCCAAAUUCUGAUUCCAAUUAAUGUGUGUGGUUUCCUUUUAACAAAUUUGUGGUAUCAACUUUUAAAACUAAUUUCUCUCUCCCCUUUGAGAAUGAUGAUCAAAUUGGAUCACAGAUUGCUUUCAAAGGUUUGUUCUUGGUGUCGGUGGUUGAAACUUGAUACUGUAUCAUGAUCAAAGUUUCUAUGCAUCUUGUAUAUGUGUUUGUUUUUGGCUAAGUUGGUCUAUGUAUGAGGUCAUAAUCGUCAAAAUAGGUUUGAACUUUGAACUAUAGCUCUAACUUAUCAGCUGCAUCAAACUGUUCUACUCAUGUUAUAGCUACCCUGCUUCCAAAGUUGAAGGAGCACUUUGGUAAGGUAAGAAAUAAUCAGUGAGUUCAGAUGACUUUGUGAGACGAUCAGAGAUAAGAAUGGUGAGCUUGAGAAGGCGCAGACUUUUGGGAUUAUGCUCAGGAAGCAGUUCCUUUGUUGCACCCCUCCCUCUAUAUUGUGAGAAUAUAACUGCUACUGAAAAUUCAACCCGUGAUGCUCGACUGAAGACAGAACAGCCUGCGCUUUCAGAUAAUGCAAGCAUGCUGGACAGUAAUAACAUUGUCAAAGAAGAACCAGGAUCAUCAAAUGUAUCUGGUUCUAGUUCAUCAAAAGAUCAGCCUAGUCAGCAAAUUUCAGCAGGGCCUCCUGUUAAACGCAGAAAGCGGCACAGAAGAAAGAAUUUGCACAAUCAAGAGCCAUGCUUAAUGAGAGGGGUCUAUUUCAAAAAUAUGAAAUGGCAAGCAGCAAUAAAAGUAGACAAGAAACAGAUUCAUCUAGGUACUGUUGGGUCUCAAGAAGAAGCUGCUCACUUAUACGAUAGGGCUGCUUUCAUGUGUGGGAGAGAACCCAAUUUCGAGCUUCCUGAAGAAGAAAAGCGGGAGCUUCGUAAAUUCAAAUGGGAAGAGUUUUUGGCGCUGACUCGGCAGGCAAUUACACGUAAAAAGCACAAGCGAAGGCUUGGUUCAGGACCCAGCGAUAAUGUCGACCUGUCUAAUUCGAACAAAGACGAUUCGGAUAACAAGCAAGGCGUCAGUAGCUUGUCUGCUUGUGAAGAAGACGCAGAGCAAGAAACAUCACUCUCUUGAUUUCUUAAGUAUAGUGAUUCAAUAAUUAAGUGAAGAUGAAGACAUAUUCUAACAUUCCAGUUCUACGUCAUAAAUUCAUUCUUAUUGUAGAAAUUACCAGCAUUAUGUCAUACCUUGAUACCAUUGUUUAUCCUUAUACAUAUGGAAAUUGCUAUAACAUUCACCAAUAAAAGUCACGUAUCAAUUGCGUUUCCUAUUUA
Messenger RNA from Arachis stenosperma, 1369 nucleotides. Its product is annotated as ethylene-responsive transcription factor-like protein At4g13040. The record is from RefSeq and is a predicted model, not a curated record. Gene Ontology annotation, molecular function: DNA-binding transcription factor activity; DNA binding. Gene Ontology annotation, biological process: regulation of DNA-templated transcription. NCBI's taxonomy places the organism in Eukaryota, Viridiplantae, Streptophyta, Magnoliopsida, Fabales, Fabaceae. Bases 462 to 1169 code for a protein of 235 amino acids. The transcript has 7 exons.